GUCUCAUCAUUUCUACCUACCACUUUCCCUCUUCCGCUUUUCAAAACAUUGCCCCAAAUUUUCUCCGAUUGAACCCCUAAAAUUUUCUCGGGAAAACGGAGGAAAGGGAAAGGAACUGAAGGGAAAGAAUGCCGCGAGAAAUUAUCACGUUGCAGGUGGGACAAUGCGGGAACCAGAUCGGAAUGGAGUUCUGGAAGCAACUCUGCCUCGAGCACGGCAUCAGCAAGGAAGGCAUUCUCGAAGAUUUCGCUACUCAGGGAGGUGAUAGGAAAGACGUGUUUUUCUACCAAGCUGACGAUCAGCAUUACAUACCACGAGCUUUAUUGAUUGAUUUGGAGCCCAGGGUUAUUAAUGGUAUUCAGAACAGUGAAUACAGAAAUCUCUACAAUCAUGAGAACAUAUUUAUUUCGGAUCAUGGAGGGGGUGCUGGAAAUAAUUGGGCUAGUGGAUAUCAUCAGGGGAAGGGCGUCGAAGAAGACAUAAUGGACAUGAUUGAUAGAGAAGCUGACGGAAGUGACAGCCUCGAGGGUUUUGUUUUAUGCCAUUCAAUCGCUGGAGGAACAGGCUCAGGCAUGGGUUCGUAUUUGUUGGAGACUCUUAAUGAUCGGUACAGCAAAAAGCUUGUUCAGACAUACAGUGUAUUUCCUAAUCAGAUGGAGACUAGUGAUGUGGUGGUUCAGCCUUACAAUUCACUUUUGACACUCAAGCGACUUACACUGAAUGCUGAUUGUGUUGUUGUUCUUGAUAAUACUGCACUUAAUAGAAUUGCCGUGGAGCGACUUCAUCUUUCAAAUCCGACUUUUGCUCAGACAAAUUCUUUGGUUUCUACUGUCAUGUCAGCAAGCACAACCACGUUACGCUAUCCUGGAUAUAUGAACAAUGACUUAGUUGGCCUUCUUGCCUCUUUGAUUCCUACUCCAAGAUGCCAUUUUCUGAUGACUGGAUAUACUCCUCUCACAGUGGAACGCCAGGCUAAUGUUAUCCGUAAAACCACUGUAUUAGAUGUUAUGAGGAGACUUCUGCAGACAAAGAAUAUUAUGGUUUCGUCCUAUGCACGGACAAAAGAAGCCAGUCAAGCAAAAUACAUAUCAAUAUUAAACAUUAUUCAAGGAGAAGUUGACCCUACACAGGUCCAUGAAAGUUUGCAGAGAAUUCGUGAAAGAAAGCUUGUUAAUUUUAUUGAAUGGGGCCCUGCAAGCAUUCAGGUUGCUUUGUCUAGGAAAUCUCCAUAUGUUCAAACUGCCCAUAGGGUCAGUGGACUUAUGCUUGCAAGCCACACUAGCAUUCGUCACCUCUUCAGUAAGUGUUUAAGCCAGUACGAGAAGUUGAGAAAGAAGCAAGCCUUUCUUGACAACUACCGGAAGUUCCCAAUGUUUGCUGACAAUGAUCUGUCAGAAUUUGAUGAAUCAAGGGACAUAAUUGAGAGUUUGGUUGAUGAAUACAAAGCAUGCGAGUCCCCAGAUUACAUCAAAUGGGGUAUGGAGGAUCCGGACCAAAUUAUGACUGCAGAAGGCAAUGUUACAGGAACAGUGGACCCGACAUUAGGAAUAUGAACUAACAAGUUAUAGCUUCUGCUGCUGGAGAGGGAGAAGAUGUUGCGGUGGUACAAGUACAUUGUCAUUUGGUUCUCGCUGCCUUGUUAAACAUGGUAUGUCAUGUAAUUUGACAUCUUGUCAUUGGUGUUUAAUUUGUCUAUUGAAGAGUAAAGAUUCUUGUACAUAUGCUUCAAACUUAUACCAGAUUUAGUAAGUGAAUUCCGGUCCAUUCAAAGAAUCCAGCCAUUUGGUCUAUAGUUGCAUGUUAUGUGGUCCCUUUAUGAUAUUUGAGUAGAUCACCAUCCAACAUGGUGCCAUAUGAGGAUGAGACUGCAUGUGUCAUGUUGCAUGCAUCUAGUGUUUUCAAAUUAUCGCUUUCCUGCCUAAUUUUCCCAUGUAUCUGCCCAUAUUUCUGCUGACUUAAUGCCUUUUGCCUCGGAUGUAACGUUUUUG
Molecule: messenger RNA, 1988 nt
Organism: Diospyros lotus (date-plum)
Lineage: Eukaryota; Viridiplantae; Streptophyta; Magnoliopsida; Ericales; Ebenaceae
Product: tubulin gamma-1 chain
Exons: 12
Coding region: 129-1553 (474 amino acids)
Biological process (GO): mitotic sister chromatid segregation; mitotic cell cycle; mitotic spindle organization
Cellular component (GO): spindle; microtubule; gamma-tubulin complex
Molecular function (GO): structural constituent of cytoskeleton; GTP binding
Source: RefSeq, a predicted model, not a curated record